AUGAAGAUCUCUUCAGAUUGCUUAUGGCCGCUACCAUGCGGUUACCUUAGGAUCCUUAGGACAUGUCUCCAUGUGUUAACAUCGUUUCGCCCUCUCCUGACUCAACGAUCAGUGAGCUCGUUUGGAAUCGCACCGGGCAUCGCGGCGAGGUCAAGGAUCAAAGCCGAAGCCUCCAAGGAAUUGGAAGAGACGAAGGUCUCCCUGGCACAGGAUGAGAAGACUUUGGCAGACUUCAAGUUGGACUGCAAGUCCGAGGUAGCAGACUAUGAGGAAGGUGCCAAGAGCCGCGGUCUGGAGUUGGAGGCAGCUCAGCUCCCGGGUAGCUAUACAGGCUAUACUGUCACCUCUGUCACCUUCUCGGCUCUGAAGUCGGCGAAGGCCACGCUGAAGGAAUCCUCGGGUCUCUCCUUCCUGCAGGAGAAGAGCUCUGUUCGUCACUCACAAGGCUCAAAGCAUGUCGAGGUGGUUCGCAUGGUGCGCAGCCUGGGACAACAGCUGCAAGACCACCAGCUGGUGCUGCUCAGUCGCCGCAUGGAUUCCAUGCUGCGCGAGGGGCAAAGCGCCGACAUCUUCGCCAAGAUCAAGACCAUGAUCACGGACCGCGCGACAGUUCGCGCCUACUGUGAUGCAGAGAUGGGCAAGGCCAACGACAAGAAGGAGGCCAAGGAGGCAGAUUUGGAAAGUGUGGCGAGCAAGAUUGAUGCAGCUGCUUCGAAAUCUGCCACUCUUAAGAAGCAGGUGCAAAGCAUCAGCUCCGAACUCUCGGUGCUGGCUGAGACCCAGACGACCCUUGGCCUAGACGAAUUGGGUGUAGCUGGGAUUGCGGUCAGCGAUGGGGUCAACGCGGCUACCCGCGCUGCUACGAACAUGACGAAGCUCCGACAAGAGGCCAAGGCCUUGUUUGAGAAGAACGAGCCAGAGACCGUGAAAGGCAUGGAAGGCGUGAAGACCGCCCUGCGCACCUUGCGUGAGUUCUACAAGAGCUCUGGCGUUCAGGUCACCAGUGGAGAGCGCAAGGGCGCUGCUGGCGGCGUGAUUGGGCGCUUGGAGGAGGUUGAAGCGGAUAUGGCCAUGAGCUUGACCCAGAUGCGCUCUGCGGAGAAGACGGCUGCCAGCAACUUUGACAAGGAGAAGGACAUCAGCUUCAAGACCAGCGAGGCCAUGCGCUUGGACGGUGAGCUGGCCGAGCUGAGCAAUGACCAGGAAAGCCAUCAGACCGAGAUGUCCGCCUUGCAGGUCAGCUGA
Messenger RNA from Durusdinium trenchii, 1245 nucleotides. The record is from the annotation of a GenBank genome assembly. NCBI's taxonomy places the organism in Eukaryota, Dinophyceae, Suessiales, Symbiodiniaceae.